CACCUGGCCUUUCAACAAUAAUUGACGGAAUUAUGACUUCUCGAGCCAUAUUUCAACGUAUGAGAUCCUAUUCUUUAUAUCGUAUAACUUCUACAAUACAUUUUUUACUAUUUUUCUUUUGCGUAAUCUUGGCUUUGGAUUGGAGUUUACCAGCAGUAUUGUUAAUUAUGAUUGCGCUGUUGAAUGAUGCAGCAACUUUAGCCAUUGCGGUUGAUAAUACACAGAUAUCUGACAGUCCAGAUAAAUGGCGCAUCGGGCAAUUAAUCACGCUUAGUAUAAUUAUGGGAAUGUUUUUAACAAUGUUUAGUUUUGCACAUUAUUUCAUUUUCUUGCAUGUAAUUAAAGUAACACCAGCUAAACUUUUUCCAUCAUCAGCAAGGCGUGAAAAGUUAGCUGCACGUCGUGAACGAUCUUUGUUAAUGAAAAGAAUCGCUAGAAAUGUUAAAAAAAUGAGAAAAGUAUUAUUAAUGAUUAAAGUUAUUAGUGCAUUUAAACAAACAGUUAGUGAGCGACAAGCAAUUA
Racocetra persica is the source of this 522-nucleotide messenger RNA. The record is from the annotation of a GenBank genome assembly. Lineage: Eukaryota; Fungi; Glomeromycota; Glomeromycetes; Diversisporales; Gigasporaceae.